ACUGCCAAAAUGUAGUGAUGAAUAAAUAUUACAUUCUUAUUUCCAAUGAAUUUAAAGUAGACAUUAGGGAGUAAAGCAUUGUUUUACAUGAACCAAAAAUUUUAAAUUUUAAGAAAUAUCUACCAGAACCGCUGCAAUGAGUUGAAGUCAUAACUGAUGUGAAAAUAUCUAAUUUCUUGAAGCGACAUAUCACAACGAAUUUAUAAAUUACUUCUUGAAAACUCGUUUAUACUGUCUUGUAGCUUUGUUGUUUCAGACAUAUAACAAAAUGAUUGAUCUACAAAAUUGACUGCUGUAAAAAGAAAAAAAAAAAAAACUCUUUAAACUCACACGAUGCUUAAACACCCUUUUGUAAAAAACAGAGUUGUAGUUACUGGAUUGGGAUUAGUUACUCCCCUCGGUAUUGGAGUCACUCAUGUGUGGAAUAAACUUUUGCAAGGCUCCAUUGGAAUUCAAUCCAUUACCGAUCCAGAAUAUGAAAGCAUUCCUUGUAAAGUAGCUGCAUAUGUACCAACUGGUAAUGAAAUGGGUAGUUUGAAUGUGAAAGAUGUUUUUAAACCAACAGAACUAAAAACAAUGUCACUAGCUACUGCUUAUGCCUUAGUCGCUGCUGAAGAAGCAAUUUUGGAUGCCAAUUGGUUACCAAACGAGGAGUUGAAGCAAGUGACCACAGGCGUAGCUGUUGGAACUGGAAUGGUAGAUUUACUGGACAUUGUCAGUACGGGAAAUGUUCUUAAAAGUAAAGGAUACAAUAAAGUAUCUCCAUUUUUCGUACCUCGCAUACUUUCUAAUAUGUCUGCUGGUCAUAUAGCAAUCAAGUAUGGUUUAAAAGGACCCAAUCAUUCUGUAUCGACUGCUUGUGCCACUGGUCUUCAUGCCAUUGGAGAUGCAUUUAAUUUCAUACAAAAUAACCAAGCAAAUGUCAUGCUAUGUGGAAGUGCUGAAGCCAUCAUUAGCCCUUUAUCUUUGGCAGGGUUUUGCCGUAUGAGAGCCUUGGCAACAAACUUCAAUUCAUGCCCCAAGGAAGCAUCCAGACCGUUUGAUAAAAGGCGAGAUGGUUUCGUGAUGGGAGAAGGAGCUGGUAUCUUGGUGCUGGAGUCUCUUCCUCAUGCUUUGGAAAGGAAAGCAAAGAUUUACGCAGAAGUUCUCGGGUACGGUUUGUCCGGAGAUGCUCAUCACAUAACGUCUCCAUGCACGAAUGGGUCUGGUGCAUACCGCUGCAUGAAACAAUCCUUAGUUCAAAGUUGUACCGACACUUCCGAAGUUGGUUACAUCAAUGCUCACGCUACAUCUACACCUUUGGGCGAUAGCAUAGAAGUGAAAGCCAUUCAUCAAUUAUUUGGAGAAAAUAGUAGUUUAAUUGUAUCUUCGACAAAGGGUGCAAUCGGUCAUCUCUUGGGAGCUGCCGGGAGUGUUGAAGCUAUAUUUACUGUGAUGGCAUGUUUCACUGAACAGAUACCACCAAAUGUUAAUUUAGAAGAUUCAGAUAUUGAGCAGAAUGUAAAACUCGCUGGAAAAAAAUCCCAGCUGUGGCCUCAAAAUCAUGCAGCGAAAAGAUUAGCCCUGACGAAUUCAUUUGGGUUUGGAGGAACAAAUGCUUCUCUUCUAUUUUCGAACUAUGUAAAUUAAUUUAUGCUAUAUAUAAUGGAAUGAAACUUUCUUCUGUAAAUAUUCAAAUACUUUCUAGUCAAUACUUUUCAAAUCCCUGGAAAUAAUGCAUAAGUAUUCGUGUAUUUUUAUCACAAUAAUAUUUUUUCUUUCUUUUGUUUUAUAAUAAAGUAACA
Uloborus diversus is the source of this 1784-nucleotide messenger RNA. RefSeq names its product 3-oxoacyl-[acyl-carrier-protein] synthase, mitochondrial-like. The transcript has a single exon. Bases 334 to 1629 code for a protein of 431 amino acids. NCBI's taxonomy places the organism in Eukaryota, Metazoa, Arthropoda, Arachnida, Araneae, Uloboridae. The record is from RefSeq and is a predicted model, not a curated record. Gene Ontology annotation, molecular function: 3-oxoacyl-[acyl-carrier-protein] synthase activity. Gene Ontology annotation, biological process: fatty acid biosynthetic process.